AUGAACAGCGAUCUGCCAAUGUCUAGCGUGAGCAGUGGACGCAGUUUGGACUCGUACUGGUCGAGAAGUGGGGAGGCGCCCGUCCAGAGGUCUGACUCGUGGUCGCAGGUUUCGAGGGUGGCGAGUCUUGCCAGGACCGUUACGAUGACGGUUUCGGAUGUGAUAGAUGCGGUGCGCGACGACAACCAGCAGACGGAACGGGAUAGAGCCUCGGAUGACUUGAACAAAGUACUGGAGAGCCGGUUCGAUGUAGGGGAUGCCUUGAGAAUGGAGCAAAACAACGCUAGUGAUUCUGACCAAGAAGAGGUGGAGAGUCACGUUGAUGAAGUGACAAAACUGCCAUCAGAGGUCCCGGGGGGGAAAAGAGAGACGCUGGAGCGAGUGUUUACUAGCAAAGAGAAGGGUAAUGUAGUCGAUUUACCCCCCGAUAAGGGCUACGCCUGGGUGGUUGUCCUGUCUGUAUUUCUUGUGAUGUUCAACACAUGGGGUUGUAACUCUGCGUUUGGUGUGUUCCUAUCCUUUUUCUUAUCUCACGGUACUUUUGAAGGUGCCUCGAAAUACGAUUACGCUUUGAUCGCUGGGUUGACAGUCGCAUUGGGGCAAGGAUUUUCCCCCUUUGCAAUGAUCAUUAUGAGAGUCAUUGGGCUACGUACCACAAUGUUUCUUGGCUGCAUGCUAAUGCUUGCAGGGUUUCUACUGGCAUCAUUUGCUACAAGGUUGUGGGAGCUUUACUUGACACAGGGAGUACUAAUUGGCAUAUCCAUAUCUUUGAUUUUUGCUCCAGCAACGACUGUACUCCCAGGGUGGUUCUUAAAGAAGAGAGCAGUCUCAAUGGGGUUAUCUCUGUUUGGUACCGGUGCUGGUGGUGUUACGUUUGGUCUAGCGUCGGAAAAAAUGAUCGCUGACAGGGGGAACACUCGCUGGUGCUAUCGUAUGCUGGCAAUUACGUGCACAUGUGCCGUCUUGUUUGCCAUCUCACUCGUAAGGGAAAGACACCCAAUCAAGUCAGUUGGGCUGCGGUCAAUAAAGAAAGUAAAAAGAGAGGUCAAGAAGAUGUUUAAUUGGCAGGUGAUCAAACAGCCACAGGUUCUACUGAUCGCAGUCUGGUUCACUUUAGCGCUGUUGGCUUACAAUUUGAUGGUUUUCACUCUUGCGUCGUAUGCAGUUGCCCGAGGUAUGACUUUACACCAGGGUUCCUCCCUAACUGCAAUCUUAAACGGUGCGCAGGCAUGUGGCAGACCAAUUAUGGGACUCAUGGGAGACAGAUUUGGUAGAGCAAACGUGACAAUUGCUCUCACCUCACUACUGUGUAUAUACAUGUUUGCCUUCUGGAUCCCAGCGCAUACGUACCUCCAGUUGAUCAUGUUCUCCAUCAUGGUAGGUUCUUGCGUCGGCGUGGCAAACGUCAUGAAUACCGUUUUGAUCGCGGACAUGGUCAAACCGGACGAAUUCUUAUCCGCUUGGGGGUUUGUUAACUACAGCGGGUCCCCAGCAUUGCUAUGUUGCGAGGUUAUUGCACAAGCGUUGACAAAACAGGGGGUAUCCAAUCCGUACCUCCACACGCAGAUCUUCGCUGGUGUGUGCUUCUCCUCCGCGUGGAUCAUGAUCCUUGUGCUAAGAGAGUAUGCUGUUCGCUUGAAGCUGGAUCGAAGAAGACAAGAAAACGACAAGAAGAUGCAAGAACAUAUCGGCAAUAAACAAUUCGAGGAAGCGGACAGUGACUCAUCUGCUGAGCACUGGUCCACCCUUGAGAAACGUGAAAUCAAGUAUAAUUUCCUACUGGGGGGAGGCAUCAAGAGGUACUUUAUGAGACUAUCGUACCCUAUGAAGAUAUGA
Huiozyma naganishii CBS 8797 is the source of this 1836-nucleotide messenger RNA. It is a transcript of the gene ESBP6, whose product is annotated as Esbp6p. Gene Ontology annotation, molecular function: transmembrane transporter activity. Gene Ontology annotation, biological process: transmembrane transport. The transcript has a single exon. Lineage: Eukaryota; Fungi; Ascomycota; Saccharomycetes; Saccharomycetales; Saccharomycetaceae. Bases 1 to 1836 code for a protein of 611 amino acids. The record is from RefSeq and is a predicted model, not a curated record.